Molecule: messenger RNA, 2235 nt
Organism: Anopheles arabiensis
Lineage: Eukaryota; Metazoa; Arthropoda; Insecta; Diptera; Culicidae
Product: dynein regulatory complex subunit 6-like
Exons: 4
Coding region: 112-2049 (645 amino acids)
Biological process (GO): SCF-dependent proteasomal ubiquitin-dependent protein catabolic process
Cellular component (GO): SCF ubiquitin ligase complex
Molecular function (GO): protein binding
Source: RefSeq, a predicted model, not a curated record
CUUGCUAACCAGCGCCAGUCAGCGGUUUGAGUUCUAACGAUAAGGAGUGCUUUCCCUGAAGCACCGUUUUGUCCCUUAAGUGCGUGUGUGCGAACAACAGCAGCAACAAAAAUGAUGGACUUCUUUAUUGCGAAAAACCACAACACUCCUGUGGAGGCACCGGCGCCGGAGAUGGAGAUGCUCACGUUACCAUUUCCCAAGGAGGACGGAGAACAUACAAACGGAGUUGUUGAGAAGAAGAAGAAGAAACCUAAAGCUACUCCCAAACAGCCAACGCCCGAGCCGGAGAUAUUCACGGGCUUUAACUAUCUCCCAAUGGAACUGCUGCUGAAGGUGAUGAAACAGAUCUCGGUCGACGAUCGGCUUGCCUGCGGCCAAACCUGCCACCGGUGGAUGGAGGCGGCCCACUACUACCUACCGUUCAGCGAUCGCAUCAUCUACCGUUUCACGAACGUCAACUUUACCGACUACGAGCCGCCGAUCAAGAGCUUCCUAGGCGCGUUCCGGAUAUUCCCGCGCAUCGCCAUCAAAGCCUGUACCUUCUACGGGAACAGCCAGUUCUGGCCGCUGUUUGGAGAGCACGUGAUCGAGCUGACGAUAAAGAACUGCCUGAUCAAGGAUACCGAGCUGCUGUACAUCUUGGAGCACGUGCCAAAUCUGCGCCAGCUGAAAAUAGAGCAGUGCGACGAGCUGUUUCGGUCGUGGUAUUUCGAGAAGCGCCAAAGCUGCUGCGAGUCUCACUUUGUGCUGCCGGACCUGCUCGACGUGUCGCUCACGAACAAUGACUUCUUGGACGAGCUGCACUUUAACAAGCUGAUGACGCUCGCACCGAAUAUUGCGCAUUUGGAUCUGUCGAACUGCUUCAAGAUGAUUGCGUCCCAUCGGCGGGUCGCGAUGGUGGAGCACAUUAUGCGCUUUAUCAACAUGCACCAGUUCCAGCUGCACACGCUCAAGUUUAACGGGACGCUUGCGAUCGACGAUAUCUGUCUGAGCACACUGUCCAUGAUCGAGGGGCUGAGCUUGGAAACGUUCAGCAUGACGUUCUGUGACAAGAUACCGGCGGCGAUCAUUGAUCUGCUGAGGCGUCAGCCGGACCUGAACAUUACGCAGGACCUGGAGUGGAAGGUGGGCAGGCAUCCGAUCAAAGCGCCCGGGUUCAUCAGCUUCCUGGUGCGGCAAACCAAUCUGGUGCAUCUGGAUCUAACCUCGUCGCUCGGCAUUACGGAUGAGGUGAUGGAGCUGAUCACGACCUGUUUGCCGAAGCUGAAAACGCUCAAACUACGGCGCUGCAUUCUGGUGACGGACGAGGGCAUCAUGAACAUCGUCAAUCUGGUGAAUCUGGAGGUGCUGGAUCUGUCCAACUGCUAUCGCAUCUCGGAUCAUGCGAUGUACAGGGGUGUGAUCGGACGGAAGGUGAAAAACCUCCACGAGCUGUACCUCUGCGAGCUGCCCACACUGAGCGACUACUCGCUGAUACAGGUGACGCUGAAUUACGAGAUGCUGCAGGUGCUGGAUUUAAGCAACAGCCCGAAUGCGGCAACGGACGCCACGAUGCAGUACGUCAACUACUAUCUGGUGUCGCUCAAGCAGCUCCAUCUGUACUGCUGCACGAAGCUGACGGAUUCGGGCCUAACUGGGAUCGAUCUGCCCGUAAAGCCGAUGAUCACCUGGGACCAGGAGGAAACGUUCCCGCUCGAUCGGCUGUUUAAGCUGCGCGUACUGAACCUGAUCGGUUGCUACCGCAUUACGGACCUGUCGCUCGAGAACGCUUUCAAGCUGGCGGAGUUGAAGGAGUUGCAUCUCGCGCGUUGUUAUCAGAUCUCAGAGAAGGGGAUUGCCGUCCUGAGCCAAGUGGCAACCGCGCUCGAGUUUAUCGAUCUCAGCGAGUGUCCGCUGGUGAACGAUAACUGCAUCGAGAUGCUGACGGCUAACCUGAAGCGGCUCCGAACCCUCAAAGUGAACAAGUGUCCCCAGCUGACAAACGCCUGCCUGGAGAUAAUCGGACGAAACUGUAGCUACUUGAAGUUUUCCUACAGUACCUGCACAUGAUCGACUGCCGGCGGGUGCGAAAACCGCGCGAACGGCUCGCGAACCAUCGCUCGCUCAAGGCGGUCUACGUCGAGUGGUAGCGGCGUCCCGUCCCCAGAUGGUGAAGGGUUCCUAUGACUACUACCACUUUACCAAUUGUACUGAAACGAUCAAUAAACAAGUGAAAGCCAAACGAGUAAAAAGAAA